Molecule: messenger RNA, 2925 nt
Organism: Grosmannia clavigera kw1407
Lineage: Eukaryota; Fungi; Ascomycota; Sordariomycetes; Ophiostomatales; Ophiostomataceae
Product: endoplasmic reticulum calcium P-type ATPase
Exons: 5
Coding region: 1-2925 (974 amino acids)
Biological process (GO): intracellular calcium ion homeostasis; calcium ion transmembrane transport
Cellular component (GO): membrane
Molecular function (GO): ATP binding; P-type calcium transporter activity; ATP hydrolysis activity
Source: RefSeq, a predicted model, not a curated record
AUGGAUAACGCUUAUGCACUGCCGGCUGGCCAGGUCCUCUCCCGUCUGGGUGUGGAAGCCAGCCUUGGCUUGACUGAUACUCAAGUUGUCGAGCUGCAGCAGAAGCACGGAAAGAAUGCCAUUCCUGACGAGCCACCCACGCCGCUAUGGGAGCUCAUUUUGGAGCAGUUCAAGGAUCAGCUGGUCAUCAUUCUCCUCGGCUCGGCCUUUGUGUCGUUUGUCCUGGCUUUGCUCGAAAAAGAUGGCGGCUGGAGCGCCUUCGUUGACCCUGCUGUGAUUCUCACCAUUCUGAUUCUUAAUGCCGUCGUCGGCGUGUCGCAAGAGAGCAGCGCCGAGAAGGCGAUUGCAGCGCUGCAAGAGUAUUCGGCCAACGAAGCCAACGUGAUCCGCAACAAUGGGCUCGUGUCCCGGGUCAAGGCUGAGGAACUCGUUCCUGGCGACAUCGUCUCUGUCUCGGUUGGUAGCCGCAUCCCGGCCGACUGCCGGCUAAUUGCCAUUGAGAGCAACAGCUUUGCAGUCGACCAGGCCAUCCUGACGGGCGAGAGCGAGAGCGUGGGCAAGGACAGCGCGGCCGUCGUCGCGGACGACAAGGCUGUCAAACAGGAUCAGGUCAACAUGCUCUUCUCGGGCACUACCGUGGUGACCGGCCGCGCCAAGGCGGUCGUCGUCCUGACCGGCCCCAAUACUGCCAUUGGUGACAUCCACGAGAGCAUCACGGCCCAGAUCUCGGAGCCGACGCCGCUGAAGCAGAAGCUCAACGACUUUGGCGACAACCUGGCCAAGGUCAUCACGGUCAUCUGCAUCCUCGUCUGGCUCAUCAACAUCCCCAACUUUGCCGAUCCCAGCCACGGAAACUGGACCAAGGGCGCCAUCUACUACUUGAAGAUUGCUGUCUCGCUCGGCGUGGCUGCCAUCCCGGGGGGAUUGGCGGUCGUCAUCACCACCUGCCUGGCCCUGGGCACCCGCAAGAUGGCUGCCAAGAACGCGGUCGUGCGCAGCCUGCCGUCGGUCGAGACGCUCGGCAGUUGCAGCGUGAUCUGCUCGGACAAGACGGGCACGCUGACCACCAAUCAGAUGAGCGUCAGCAAGAUCGUCUACAUCGGCGAGAGCGGCCGGGAUCUGGAGGAGCUUGACGUCGAGGGCACCACCUUUGCACCGCGCGGCAACAUCAAGGCGGCGAGUGGCGAGAUUGUCAGCGAUCUGGCUCAGACGUCGUCGACCAUCCGCCAGAUGACCGAGGUAGCCGCGCUCUGCAACGACUCCCGCCUCGCUUACGACUCGCGCACGGACAGCUUCACGAACAUUGGCGAGCCGACCGAGGGCGCCCUGCGCGUGAUGGCCGAAAAGGUCGGCCCCCGUGCACCGGGCGACUGCCCGCCGUCGGAGCUGGUGCAUUACGCCAGCUCCUGGUACGAAAAACAGUUCACCCACCUGGCCACGUAUGAGUUCUCGCGGGACCGCAAGAGCAUGUCGGUGCUGGUGCAGAGUGGCAGCGCAGAGAAGCUGCUCGUCAAGGGCGCGCCCGAGUCGAUCAUCGAGCGCUGCACGCACGCGCUGGUCGGCGUGGACGGAAAGAAGGUGGCCAUGGACCGCGGACUGACGGAGCUGCUUCUGCGCGAAGUGGUGGACUACGGCAACCGUGGGAUGCGCGUAAUUGCGCUGGCCAGCGUGGAUGAUAUCUCGGGCAACCAGCUGACGCGGUCGGCUAAGACGACGGAUGAGUACGCGCAGCUGGAGCAGAAGCUGAAGCUGUUGGGCCUGGUCGGCAUGCUGGACCCGCCGCGGCCAGAGGUGGCGGCAUCGAUCGGACAGUGCAAGGCAGCAGGGAUCCGGGUGAUUGUGAUCACGGGCGACAACCGCAACACGGCCGAGAGCAUCUGCCGGCAAAUCGGGGUGUUUGGCGAAGACGAGGACGUGACGGGCAAGAGCUUCACGGGCCGCGAGUUCGACAACCUCAGCGCCAGCGAGCAGCUGGAAGCAGCACGGACGGCGUCGCUGUUCUCGCGGGUCGAACCGGCACACAAGUCGCGGCUGGUCGACCUGCUGCAGCAGUUGGGCGAGGUGGUGGCGAUGACGGGUGACGGCGUCAACGACGCGCCGGCGCUCAAGAAGGCCGACAUUGGCGUGGCCAUGGGCUCGGGCACAGACGUGUCCAAGCUGGCGGCCGACAUGGUGCUGACGGACGACAACUUUGCCACGAUCGAAUCGGCCAUUGAGGAGGGCCGGUCCAUCUAUAACAACACGCAGCAGUUUAUCCGCUAUCUGAUCUCGUCCAACAUUGGUGAGGUGGUUUCGAUCUUCCUAACGGCCGCUUUGGGCAUGCCCGAGGCACUGAUCCCGGUGCAGCUGCUCUGGGUCAACCUGGUGACGGACGGCCUGCCGGCGACGGCUCUUUCGUUUAACCCGCCCGACCACGACAUCAUGCGCCGUGCACCACGCAAGCGCGACGAGCCCCUGAUCGGCGGCUGGCUCUUCUUCCGCUACCUCGUCAUCGGCACAUACGUCGGCCUAGCCACCGUGGCCGGUUAUGCCUGGUGCUUCCCCGAGAUUGGCUGCGCCAUGUUUGCCGACGACCGCGCCAAGGCCGCCUCGACCGUGUCGCUGUCCAUCCUGGUUGUCAUCGAGAUGCUCAACGCUAUGAACGCGCUGUCCUCGAGCGAGUCGCUGCUGACCCUGCCGCUGUGGAAGAACAUGAUGCUGGUGUACGCCGUGGCCCUGUCCAUGGCCCUGCACUUUGCCCUGCUGUAUACGCCCUUCCUGCAGACUCUCUUCUCGAUCCUGCCUCUGAACUGGACCGAGUGGGCAGCUGUGAUGGCAAUCAGCGCACCUGUCAUUUUCAUCGACGAGAUUCUCAAGCUUGUCGAGCGCCUAUACUUUGUGCAGGCACCGAGCGUCAAGCCUUCAAAGGCGAAGAAGACCAACUAA